CGGUCCUCGCUUCUCCUCGCCGCGCGCUGCCUCCUCUCCCCAGUGCUAGCCGCGGCCGCUGGCAUUUGGAAUUCUGCCCACAAAAGGGGGCCUGGAGGAGGAGGAGGAGAGGAGGGACGGAGGCCGGCAGCGAGAAACGGCAACCGGAGUCCAAAACAUCAUGGGGAAAGGAAGCGAGCGGCGGCGGCUGUGAAGGCUGCGCCGCUGUGCCCGACCGCAGUGCAUCAGCGUGGCCGCCCUGACAUCCCCCAGGAUGGUGAACAUGGGGCAUUUUGCGCUGGUUAACAGGCUCCAAGCUGCUCAGCGACUUGUUUUAAGCAUUUUUCUCCCUCGCUCUCGCUUUUAAUCUUGUCUCUAGUGGCGUGUGUAGGGGGGAGGACUUUAUUUCCAUUGGCUAAGCUCUCCCUUCCCACCCACAGCUCUUCCACAUCACCUUGGUGUCUCCCUAAAUAAAACCAGCCCUCCUUAUCGCCUGGAAAAAAUCAGGAGCUAGAGUUUGAAUGGGUUUUACAUAAACACUCACCCCUGUCAGCGUGCGGCUGGGAUCUCAGGAUAAACUCACAGCGUCUGGCCUGAUGCUUGCCUUACGUUCUCUUUCCCUGAACGUCAAGGUUUAAGCAGAGCCCGAGGACUGGGAACUCUUCUCUGAAAUUCGAUCGACCUGAAGCCAGUUGCGGAACUGCACAGGGUCCCGAUGGACCUCAAGGAGAGCCCCAGUGAGGGCAGCCUGCAACCUUCUGGCAUCCAGAUCUUUGCCAACACCUCCACCCUCCACGGCAUCCGCCACAUCUUCGUGUAUGGGCCGCUGACCAUCCGGCGUGUGCUUUGGGCAGUGGCCUUCGUGGGCUCUCUGGGCCUGCUGCUGGUGGAGAGCUCGGAGAGAGUGUCCUACUACUUCUCCUACCAGCACGUCACCAAGGUGGACGAAGUGGUGGCUCAAAGCCUGGUCUUCCCAGCUGUGACCCUCUGUAACCUCAAUGGCUUCCGGUUUUCCAGGCUCACCACCAAUGACCUGUACCACGCUGGGGAGCUCCUGGCCCUGCUGGAUGUCAACCUGCAGAUCCCAGACCCCCAUCUGGCUGACCCCUCCGUGCUGGAGGCCCUGCGGCAGAAGGCCAACUUCAAGCACUACAAACCCAAGCAGUUCAGCAUGCUGGAGUUCCUGCACCGCGUGGGCCAUGACUUGAAGGAUAUGAUGCUCUAUUGCAAGUUCAAAGGGCAGGAGUGCGGCCACCAAGACUUCACCACAGUGAGUACUUGGUUUUCAGCUUACUUUGUCUGGUCCUCUGGAGACGUGGAGCGCCGGUGGUCUCCUGCUUGGUUUGGGGUCUCCUUGUGCUUUGGGACAGGAGAGAGAGGAGUGCCUCAGCCGAUGGCCACGAGGGUAGUUGGUCAGAGUUGUGGGAGCUGGUUGCAGCGAAGGCUACUGGCCGGGAUGGAACACUGCUGUCAGUUCAAAUAUGGAGGGUGAGCAGGGGGCUUGCGGUGGGGGAUCACUUCUUCAGACGUGCUGAAUUGGCUUCCUCCCGGUGAGAGAGAGAGAGGAGAACUGGGCUGUCUGUUGUCCGGUAGGCUUGGUGUCCAAGCUGUGUAAUUGGAACAGCUUGUCAUUGAUGAGGUGGCAUUCUGUGUGUGUGUGUGUGUGUGUGUGUGUGCGUGUGUGUGUGUGUGUGUCUCCCUCUCUGCUCGGAAGUGGCAUCAGGCACUGCAUCCUGUGGGCUGGGCUGGAGCUAAAGCCGUCAGAGGAGGGGGUGUGGGGCCCAGGCAGCCUGCCUGGCUCCAGUGGCUUUGGGAGCUUGCUGGAGCAGGUGAUGCUGCAGAGGGGUGGAAGUCUCCUUGCUUCCUUUUCUUGUGUGAAUUCUGAGCUCCAUGUGGGGAGAGGAGAGGCCAGGGACCCCAAGGAUCCAUCUGAUCUGUUGGCAGGUUGAAGCCAAGAGAUGUUCGGAGUGUUUGGGCAGAGAGGAGAAUCUGGGAGGAGGCACGUGUGCAAGGCGGUUGGGGAGAUGCCCGUGAGGGUGAACCAGUCCCGGUUGCCUUGUCUGGGAGCUUUGGCUUGAAACUCAAAGGCUUGGUUUUCUCUAUGUAUAAUCGCUUAACGACGUGGAUGCAGGAGGAGGGGUGCAGGGAGGGGGCGAACAGCUGUGGGAAUGGAAAGCCUGGAGGAGGAGUGUGGAGCUGAGUAAAGAGGAAAAGCAGAGGGGGAUGUGGCUUACGUUCAGCAUGGGGCUUUCUGGAGGGCCAGAGAGGAAAGGUUGAGAGGAGAAGUAUUGCUGUCAGGGUUCUCUGCUCAGUUAGUGGGCUGCUAGACAUAACUUGGCAUGAUAGGUCAGACAGCAGCUGCUGUGGCUUCUCCUUGAUGCCAGGCAAGUCUAGGCAUCAGGGGCUGUGGGACCCUGCAGAAGUGCUGUGUGGCUGCUUCCCCCAUAGCUGCCUUAGGGAGGAUUGAGAGCUUUUGAAACUCAGAACCUUGAGCCAAAAUGCAAUUGCGAGUUGGGAAUGGCAGGUAUAGCAGUUGGGAAGGAACUGACCUGUGAUAUCAGCACUUGUCUGGGGUCCUCUGCUUAAUGAAGGCUCUUCUUACCUUUCCUGUGGUGCGUCCAUUCCCCACCCCCUCUUGGAUUCACCAGCCUCUUGCUCUGAGGUUCUUUUAAUGUUAUAACCAGUCUCUGCCUGCAGCCUCUGUGAUUGCUGUUGGCUAUCUCUGAUUCUGGAAAAGCCCAGAGUGCUGGGAGCAUUGCCUCUCGUCGUCUGUGUGCUAGAACUCUGUUUCUUGUAGGAGCUGUUUUGUAUUAUCCCUUUUCAACCUGGUAAGGAGAGCACAGCAAAAUCAGUAGUGUAUGCUAAAGAGAAAGCCAGUCUGAGCUGGGGGAAGGGACCAGCAAUAUUGGAAGCCCUUCUAAAUGGAGCAAGCAGAAUCCUAAAACAUGUCAUGCACAAAUGAUGUCUUAGGUGGCUUGAGGAGAGAUAGAGAAAGUGCCUUAUUUUUGGAGGCUGAAGCCAUCACUAUAUUCCACCCCGUUCUUUCUAGCGCCUGGCAACACUCAGCUUCACCACUGCGCCGUGCAGCUUGGAAAUGCUUUCAGCUGUUCCACUGUCUGCCUGAACACACAUGGAAUACACAGACGACACAGGGUGACACAGACACUGUAAUAGGUAGCAGAUUCUGGGUUGAGUUUUCUAGCUUCCUACUGACUGCAUGUCCAACUGGUGGCUUCUUCUGAAUCCAUGUCUAAGUUCCAUUUAGAAGUAAAUGUUUUUUGGACCCCAGGCUACUGUUUUAUACUUGGCUGAUCAUUUGACUUGCUGGGGUCCCAAGAGGCCUUUAAGGUCAGGCCUUAAAGGUCUCCUGAGUUUUCAACCUCUUUGUAAUAUUUCCCAAAUAGUGAAAUUGCCUAUGGAGAAGGUUUACUGCUCUGUCAGUGAUGUGUCAUUAUCUGCUGUCCUCACCAAGUUCAAGACUAAUCUAUUUGAGUGUUCAUUGCUUGGGCUGACACUCUAUGUACUACCUUCCCCAGCAUUGAAAAGGGGGUGAGCCUCAGGGCUGCUGCUCACGUUAUUCAGGGAGUGUCAGAAAAAGCAUCUACUCCAGGACAGCCGAAGGAGGCUCCAGCAGGGAGGCUGGUCUCUGCCCCCAGCAGGGCACAGUGGGCAGCAGUGCUGAGCCUUUGCUAGAGGGAACAUGAUGCUGAGUUUGCUCAAACCUUACAGUGAGGAGUCCUCCUCCUGACUCACCCUUUGUCCCUCUGUCUUUUUUUGGCCUGGGAUAUAAGCAUCAUUAUUAUUGGGCUGCUAUACCAGAAGACAGCAGAGAGCUUGGACAGGUGGCUGUUGGAGAAGCCACCUGGCCAGCCUUCUCUUAUUCAUUCUCUGCUGUACAACCCUCUCCAGUUGGCUUAUUUAUGAGGCUCUGUCUGGGGUUGUACCAUGCUGGAUGACUUCUUUCUCUAAGUGUGGUGGCUGACUUAUUAGAGAAGUUAGGUAUGGGGAAAGAGCUACCACAAAUGGAUGGCUUUUCUCUGUUUUUUUUUUUUUUUUUUUUUAUUCCUAUAAAGCAUACCUAGCAGCAUCUCCAGUGCUAAUACUGUAGCAUAAGCUUCCUUAUUCCAAGUUCUUAGCUGAUGUGCAGUGAAGUGCGUAAUACCCUUUAAUUAGUGAAUGACCCAUGAUUCUGGCAGAGUGAGAGAAGGCUGUGUGGAGGCUAAAAAUCUCAGAAAAGCCAGGUGUGGGAUGCUGACUACUGUGUAAACAGGUGUGCUUCAUGCUCAUGCAGGUACCCUCAGCCCUCACCUAGGACGCUUUGACUUCAGGUAAGUACCUAUUUUUUUCCUUCCUGGAAAAGCAGAAGAUGGCUUUGAUUCCAGACUGUCUACUUAGAGGAGGUUGCCCCCUUGACCUAGAGUGGCAGGAAGCAGGGAGGAGUGUGUCUCUGGCCAUGAUGUUGGAUAAUCUGAGUUGAAAAUGAAGAGCGGAAAGAUAAAGACUGGAAGCCCAGUCUUUCCUAUUCCCCAGUUGUGUCUCACAUCCUCUCUAGGUCUUGACUUGGUCAUCCCACAUGUGAUAAUAAUACGCGACUUUCUGACCCCAGUGUUGUUGGGAGGUGAUUUAUGGGAAAGUCCUUUUGUACAGUGUGCCAGCAACAAAGAUGGAAGGCAGGGUUGGUUUCCAUAUGAGCAGUCGGGCUAUUGUUGCCCAGCCAAACUGCUCUGUUUGCAGGAGUCAGACUUGAUGGCUAAUGCUAUAGAAGAUGGAACCAGGGAGGUAGAGGUAGCUACUUCUUUCUCUGUUUGGGGCGGUGGGGUUAAAUCCAACCUGAUGAAGAUGGAGUUUCUUAGAAUGGAGGUCACAGUUGGGUUCGGUAGUUAACCCUUGCUGACAGGUGGUGGCCCCACUGUUUGGACCACGACAUCACUGUUUUAUGUGGUUUAUCUGCUCAUCACAUCAGGGUUCAUCUGACUGUAAGUAUAGGAAUACAAAUGACACUUCAGUUUACACACUUAACCUACUUUCAUAGUGGUGUGUGUUUGUAUUUUAAAAGUGAGAUUUACUAGGACGUAUAUUUCUUUUUUUCCUUAACAAAAGAAAGGUCUCUCCACUGUGAGAUCUUGUUAGAGGCACUUUAUGGAUCUUGUUAACUGACAUCACCUAACAUUAUAGAAAUGGUGGAGGUGAAGAUUUCGGCAGAUCACAUCUCUGGAAUUCUUGCACAAGGCCAAAUGGGUCUAUAGCUAAUCUAGUCUAACUACCUUUAAAAAGAUAUUAUUAUUACACCAGGAACAUGUAGGAGAAGAAUGUGAGUUUGGGGGAAAAAAUCUGUUGGAAUUCCAACUCUGCCACCAAUUUGCAGUAUAUUUUUGCACAAGUUUCUUAACCUUGGUUGUCUCAUCUCUAAACAAGGAACAAUAGUACCUACCACUCAGAGCUGUUGUGCUGAUUCAGUGACAUAAAGUAUGUGAAGGCCUAGUAUGCCGCAGGUGCUUCGAGCAGGGUAGGUCCCUUGCUUUGCUUACUGUCCCACAGGAGCUCACUCGACUCUCAGUCCGGUGCUUUGCCCGCUAAUCCAUACUAUGGCUUUGGAGCACAGGCAACUGCUGUGUGAUGAUAUUCUCAAUUCUCAUUAUAUGUUAAGCUUUCACUUUCCUCUGUGCUCUUCAUAUUAAUUCUGCUGCUCCAACGUCCUCUCCUUGCCCACCAUUUUGGCUUCCACAUUGAAUCUCAUGCUGCCAAACUCAACUCUAGGAAGCUCACUUGUCCUGUGCCAGCCACCCCCUGCCCCCACCAUGGGAAUGGGUGACCUACCCACCCUGUGCACAGCUUUUAUGGCAGUGUGUCAUAGUGCUUCAUGCAUGGUUAUUCCUUUGUCAAUCAAAUCGAGUACCUAUUGUGCAGUGUGAUAAAAAUAGACUGGAGCCUUGCCAUUGUAGAGAUCCCAGCCCAUUUCCCACCCCCUUCAGAUGAGGUGAUAGCUGAGUGCAAGAAUGUAGUGUCAUUAAACCCAGAAUCUGCAUACAUCAUGCUAAAUACAGGGCCUGCCCACAGGAAAUAUCAUGACCCCGUCGUGGCUCGUUGAUUGAAUAGUUACUUGCUGUUUCUGGAAUGAACCCAGAACCCUUUGCUCAUAGACCUUUCCUACUCCUUCACUUUUUAUACCUCUUCCUUCAUGUCUAUUUAUCUAAAUCCUAGUCAUCCUUCAAAAUCCAGCUUUAUCGUCACUGUAGCCUUCUCCAGGAAACCAUUGCCCAUCCCCUUCCCAUCCCCAUAAUCUAAAUUGCUCUCUUUCUCUUCUGUCUUCUAAACAGCAUUUUGGUUCAUUCCUCUGUUAGAACAGUCAUUAGGCUUUUUCUUGCAUUAGAAUCAUGAAGUGCUUGGGCUAAAAGAGACCUUAGAAAUGAUUUAAUUUAAUACCUGAGUUUUUUAACUACUGACAAUUUUUAAUUUUAAAAAGUUUAUUAGUAAAAGGUCCAUAUAUGUAUGAUGUAUAACCUUGUGGUUUGAUGUACGUAUACAGCAUGGAGUGGCUAAACGUAACGAUUUAACAUAUGCAUUAUGUCAUAUGCUUACCAUUUUCUUUAGGGGAUGGUAAAAACACUUAAAAUAUACCCCCUUUGCAAUUUUCAAUUUAACAAUAUAUUGUUAUCAACUGUAGGCAUUAUGAUGUACAAUAGAUUUCUUGGGCUUGACUCUCCUGUUGAAGUGAAAUUAUAUGUUCUUUGACCCGUAUUUCACCUAACCAGCCCCCAUUCCUUGGUCCCUGAUAAUCACCAUUCUACUCUGUGUUUCUAUGAGUUUGACCUUUUUAGAUUCCACACAUAAGUGAGAUCGUGCAGUAUUUGUCUUUCUGUGCCUGGCUUAUUUCACUUUACAUAAUGUCCCCCAGGUUCCUCUAUGUUUUCACAAAUGACAGGAUUUACUUCUUUUUUAAAGGCUGAAUAGUAUUCCAUUGUGUCUAUAUAUCACAAAUCUUUAUUUAUUCACCUGUCAGCGGAUACUUAGGUUGAUUCCAUAUCUUGGUUUUUGUGAUUAGUGCUGGAAUAGACAUGGGAGGGCAGAGUCUCUUUGACAUGCUGAUUUCCUUUCCUUUGGAGAUAUACCCAGUAGUGGGAUUGCUGGAUCAUACGGUAGUUCUAUUUAUCAUUUUUUGAGGAACCUCCAUGUUGUUUUCCAUAAUGGCUGCACUAAUUUACAUUCCCACCCACAGUGUUCAAUGGCUCACCUUGCUCCUCUCCAAUGUUUGUUAUUGUUUGUAUUUUUGAUAACAGCUAUUCUAACAAGUGUGAGGUAACGUCUCAUUGCUAACCGGUGAUACUUUUUACAAAUCGCUUAUUUCUUUUUUCUCCCCUCCUCAUAAGACCUGAUGUCUUCACUCAUCCUUGUAUUCUCGGCACCUAGAAUUGCUUAGCACAUAGUUGUUAGACUGUUUCUUCAGAGUUUGGGUAAAGCGGGUUUGAAGUUUUUUUAAUGUAAGGUAACUCUAGCUGAUAUAUGGUGAAAUUGUUGUUUUUCAGCUUCCUUUUUCAUCAUGGGUAGCCAGGAUUCCACCUGCAUUGGGAUGACUUCUCCCAUUAUUGUUAUUGCUAACGAAUAUGCUUUCUAAUUAUAGAAGUAAUCCUUGUUUAUUAGAGGAAAUUUGGGAAGUGUGGGAAAUAAUAAAAAAUGGAGACACCUGAGUAAUAUGGGGAAACCCCAUCUCUAUAAAAAAGUACAAAGACAAGCCAGGCGUGGUGACACACAACUGGUCCCAGCUACUUGGGAGGCUGAGGUUAGCUUAAGACUGGGAAGUUGAAGUUGCAGUCCAGCCUGGGCAACAGGGUGAGACCCUGUUAAAAAAAAAAAAAAAAAGAAGAAAAGAAAAGAAAAAUUGCCCUUAAUCACAUCCCAGAUAUAAUUACAUGUAUUAUGUUAGCAUUUUCGGAGUACUCCUACUCAGCCAUGCAGCGUGUGCACGUGUAUAUUACUAGGCCUGGGAUCGUACUUUCUGUGCAUCUGUGCCACGUUGGCCCUCCAGUACACGCCCAAUCACUGUUAGCUUGCUCUCUUCUUGAGUCCCGUGGGUAGUCUUGAGGUCAUUAGGAGAUUCCUUCCUUUUAGGUUCAAAACUGAACACCAGUUACUCUCCUUUGGUGGCACUUUAUUAAUAGUACAGCUGCUUGUUUAUCUGAUGCCAUUUUGGUCCCGCUGUUUUUUGAAUAUUUGCUAAGGUACACUAGAGAUGUGUUCCUUUAUACCAAGUCACACAUCCUGACAGGCCUAACCCUGCUUCAUGAUGAGGCCCAACUUUGAGUCAACUCUGGUUCUUCUUGCAAGACCAUGCACACUGCAAGCCUCAGCACAUAGAUGUAGAACCUGACUCUCCCCUAUCUGUAAAGUCCCUAGGUUCUAUGUCAAAAUGGCCUAAAUUGCAACAAAUGCAAAAUAGAUAAUUUCUCAUAUUCCUUAGGAUGCCCCGAAGUCUUGUGAGCAUUUGACAUGCCUUUGAAGAGGCAACCUUUGUCAAGCUAAGCAAAUUUUCCAUGAUGCCAGCCUCUGUUUGGGAUCUUCCUCUUUGCAGAACUUUAAACUGUAAGCUCUCUGAAAGUCAUGCUUUCAGGGGUAUAUCAAAUUCUUUCCGAUGUGAUGAAGGGGUAAGACAAUGACUGAGAGCUGACUAUUUUGAUGACCCAUAUCGUCUACUCGCAAAUAAAAAACUGAAGCUACUGCACAAGUUUGUAGAUAAUGUCUAGUUGAUUGUUGGGUGAAUCUGUAGGUCUGUGCCUCUUCCUCUGGAAGAUCUUAGACCUCUAGAACUGCUUUGAAAGCUACUGUAAGCUUAUUGACUGGGGCAUUGAUUUCUUUCUUGUUCUCUAUUGUAGUUCUCUUUUCCCCUCUACAGAAAGUUCUUCCAUUAGUAAAGAGUUGAAUUUAAAAAAAAAAUGGUAAAGUGAAUCCCAGUUUGCUACUGAUUUCUUUCAUUAAGAGCUGAAAUUUGAUUUAUUAAAAAAAUCCCUCAACACCUAUUGUUCCAGCACUUUGGGAGCCCCAGGCGGGCAGACAGGGAGGUCAGGAGACUGAGACCAGUCUGGCCAACAUGGUGAAACACUGUCUCUACUAAAAAUACAAAAGUUGGCCAGGCAUGGUGGUUCACACCUGUAAUCCCAGCUACUCAGGAGGCUGAGGCAGGAGAAUUGCUUGAACCCAGGAGGCAGAGGCUGCAGUAAGCUGAGAUUGUGCCACUGCACCCCAGCCUGGGCAACAGAGUGAGACUCCAUCUCAAAAAAGAAAAAAAAAACCCUCAAAGACUGAAUUGGUAGCAGUUAGCACUAAGUUUGCCAUUAUAGGUGGUGCUCCAUAGAGCAGCCCAGAUGUCAAAGUCCCAACCUUCCCAUUCCCUCCAUGAGACUAAAACAGUAUCACCUUUUAGUCUGAGAGACCUGAAAGUUUGCUGUGUGCUUUUGCUUUUCUGUAGGAUGUUUAUGUGUGAUGGAGCAGGAGCAAUAUCUGAAUUGACCAGCAAGGCCAUUUGACCCAUGAUCUAUUACAACCUGAGACCAAGCCUCUAUCACCCCUGCCAGCUGGAAACUCCAUAUAUCAUAUUUCACUCAUGCGUUUGACAUAAAACCAUACAGACUGGGUUUAGUGGUUACUGCAUAGUGGCUGUCUCCAACACUCAGAUAUACUACAUGGUUAUUAUUUGAUAAAUCGAAAUUCUCUGAUAAAAGCCUGUUUAUCAGGUUGGGCUUUAUUUGAGCACAACAUUCCCCGAAGUGUCAUUCUUUGGAUGCCGAAGCAUCUUUCCAUCUCCCAGUACUUGUUUUCUCCUGAUUUAGAUAUAUUCUCUAUUGAUUGCAUCAGUAGCUAUUGAAAUUUAUGCUCAGAAGAAAUUAAGCAUGUAACAGAGAAGCAAUGUAUUUGCCUGGAUUUAUUGACCUCUGUUAAUUUAGCUGCACAACCUUUGGGGGAGGUAAUAAGCCUCAAUGGGCCUCAGUUUGCUUAUCUGUAAAAUGAAGGCGUGGAGUUAGGUGGUUUCUAAGGACUUGCCAACCCGUACCUCUCUAAUGCAAUAGAACAUAAUAAACAUUUGUUUUCUGAUCCUAUGUUUGUUUGCUGAAACUCAAACUUUAACUUAUGUUGGGAAUGGGGAGGAGUUGCUGGUCAUUUGCAAUCAGAUCUAUUUAUCUAUGUAUUUGCUUGUUUAAUUAUAACAAUUUUAUUUAGAUAGAUAUGUACAAUGGAAGCAGAAACACCUAGAUGCACUGAGAGGCUGCAGCGGAUGAGGGAGGCACAGAAUCUUGCUCUCAAAAUCCUUUUCAGGAGCCAUGUAUGCCUGGCUGAAGCUCAUUGGUCUGACUCAAAGUUUGCAGCACAGUAGUCUGGCAGUUGAGGGCAGUGGUCCACUCUGGGUCUUACCUGCAUGAAUUAGCAAGUGUAUCUGUGGAAGAUGCUGUUGGUCAGCCCAGAUCCUCAUUACUGCAGCUGUAGGUAGGGCACAUAACAGCAAUCGGUCUUCGUAGGGAGGCUGGCCUUUGGUUGGCAGGUGCUGCCUCUCCUGGAGACAUCUGGGAAGUUAUUCACCUCCCCACCACCUGGGGGCAGCCAGUGGCCAGUGACUGACUGACGGAAGUGUGGAAUGCCAGUCAUCUGGCCUCAAGAUGGAAUACAUCGUGAUGCAGUUUAUUCUCAGUGCUUCCCGUGGGAUCAGGCUGAGCUGGACUUCUCCUGAAACCACAUUCAUGCUUACCCUUUCUCCUACUGUGCUUCUCCCUUCCUACUUCUAGGCUUUUCCUGAGUGCAUUCCUUCAAUAAAUCACCUGCAGAAGGUAUGCCAUCUCAGGCUCUGCUAGGGAACCCAACCUGUGUAUCGAUUAGUUUUAACUUCUUCAUCCAUUUGGUAACAUAGAAAAUAGCCUAGGCAUGUGGACCUAAGUAUGGCUUAGGAAAAAAAAUACCUUUAAAAAACCUUAAAACUUGUGACUUUCAAAAUCUUCAACUUGAGACUGACAACAAUUUCCAAGGGUGACCUUCAUAAUUCAAAUGAGCAUCUCUCUGAUUAGAAUUCACUACUAUAAGCACAGGUGGUUUGUUCCCUCUUCGAGUUUUUUGCCCGAAGAAAGCCCUGGUCAAGGUUUCCCAUCUCCUAAGAGCUGAGCCAUCCCCAUUCUCCCAGCUGUUACAUGCUAAUAUUCUAGCGCACCCUUUUACCAGCACCUGCAGUCUCAUUUCCUAAGUUUGUUCUCUCUGAAAACCCUUCUACCAGCCUUCACUUUCACUUCCUCCUGAAUGUGCAUCAGUCUGGCUUCAAGCCACGAAGAGGAGGCUGUGCGUUUGAUGUUGGCAGUGUCUCGGGCCCAUCUGUAAAGUGGGAGGCAGUGAGAGAUGCAUGGCUGACCAGAGGUGAUGCUCCUCAUAUGUCACAGAAACUAUAUGUGAUGAGGAGUGUAUGAAAGAACUGAGACAGUUCAGCCUGAAAAGUGAAGUGGGUGACUUGAGGGCAGUAUGAGAGCUGUUUUAAAACACUUUGAAGGCAAUCAUAAAGAAGAGGGACAUGGCUUUCUCUGGGUGAAGCCAGAGGGCACAGCUAGUACCAAUGGGUGCGUACAAGUUCAGAGAGGUGGAUACCAGCAGACUCGAAGUUGUCCUCGGAGUCUAGAGUAUGCUGUACCCUGCCAUCUGCUCUAGCUGAGGCCAAGCAAUUGCUUAUUGGCAAUGCUGUAGAUACAGAUCGAUGUCACAUAAAGGGUUGAAUUUAAUGACCUCUAAAGUUACUUCCAACUCUGAGAGUCUUUGAUUUAUUUCCUUCCUGAGCAGAUAGUUGGGGUCAGAGGCAAGGACCAUUGACAGAUAACAUUGGGAAAAAACUGAUAAUAGAUGCAAGCCAGCACGUCCAGACUACAGAACCACCCCAUUUCCCAAUACUGUAUAGUCUUGAAGUUAAGUGUUUCAGAAGUCAGGAAUAAGAGUGGCACCACAUAAGACUCUCUAGAGACAAAAGAGUGGAUAUUUCAGCUCAUCCAGAGAGAGGGAAGUGUGUGGCUGGUAGAAGCCAAGGAUUGAAGGGGCUGUUAAAUGACCUGGGUCUCCUAAAGUGUAUAUGCAUGGCUCCUCCUCAAGAGGCCGUUCCCUGAGGAAUUUGUUAUAAAUUCUGGGAGCUAGAGCCAACCCUAGAGAGCAAAUCUUGGGUUGUGGUUGGGUAUGGUCUGGCUCCAUUUGGAGGGCUGCAGAGACUGAGAGGUUUAUGGACUAGAGAUAACUCUGGGUGUGGUAGGGCUAGAGAUAGACCCAGCUACAGGAGUUUAGCAGGAGGCUAAUCUGGCAGGGAGAAUGCCCUGCCCCGGAGCACUGAUAAUAGACAACAAAGGGACAUUUGGCAAAUGGGGAGCUGGGCAACUGUUGGAAAGAUGAAGAGCUCUGGCACCUGAGAUAAUAACAUAAUGAGGUAUUCUAGCCUCAUGGUAGAAUCAUGGAAUUUAGUGCCAGACAGGUGUAGGUUCCAGAUAUGCAUGACCUUGUGCAAAUUACUUAACACCUCCAGACUUCAAUUUCCUCAUCUAUUGAAUAAUAAUAAUAAUAAUAAUAAUACUGGUACUUCAUAGGAUUGUUUAAAGCAAUUGAGUGAAAUAAUAUGAGUAAACAUUUUAGCAUUAUCCCAGAUGUAGAAUUUCGGCUCUUUUAUUACUGUUGUUACUUUUAUUAUUACUAAGAUGAGCUGGGGAUACAACAUGGUGACAGGAGAUCCAGGAGCAAAAGCAUUUUUUAGAAAUUAAUGUUGACAGUGUAAUAUCAGGAAGUCCCAAGAGAGACUGGGGAAUGAGGCUGUGACCAAGCUAGGGACUCCUGCCCUGUAGUAGCAGCUCCUGCUAUUACAGUGGAGCAUAAGCUCCUGUAGAUACCCAGGUCCCAUCAAAGAUAAAAGUCCUUUUAUUUGUUCAUCACUGUGUAGCUUACAAAACCUGUUAAUAAUGGCUAACAUUUUCUGAGCACAUACUGUAUCCCAGGCACUGUUCUAUGCACUUUUCAUGGAAUACUUCAUUUGGUCUUCACAAAAGCCAUGUGAAAUAUAUAAUAUUUGACAUUUUUAUAUGGAAAAAAAUUGAGGUUUAGAAAAGUGGAAGAAUUGGUCUGUAGUCAAUUAUCUUGUAAUUGUUUAAAGCAGGUUACGAAUGAAGUAUCUGGGUUUGUAUCCUAAAUGCUUUCUUAGCUGCUAUUUGAUCCUCACAGUAACUCUGAAAGUAGAAAAUGUACUGUCUUACUCUGUUUUGUGUUGCUAUAGCAGAAUACCCAAGACUGGGUAAUUUACAAAAAAACAAAAAGGAAGUUAAGUUAACUGAUGAUUCUGCAGGCUGGGAGACUCAACACUGAGCAGCCACAUCUGGCAGCUUCUGGAAAAUCAGGCCUACUACAGGCAUAUGCCCAGAUCCCAGAGACAUGGUGCUUGUGAUAUGCAGACAUCAUGACUGCAAGAUCCUAAGCCCAUCUUCACCUGCAAAAGCAACGUUUCCUUCACAAGUUUGAUGCCCAGUGUUCAGGCUGUACUCCCGUUGAAACCAGCUGCCCCAAAGAUGCAUGACAUCAGCCCAAAAACCACCUGAAUAUUCAUCAAAAGAAAAGGUCUGCUGAGGACCUUGUGCUACAUCAAAACAUGGCAGAGAAAUGGGAGGGGAACCAGAUGCAUACAAAAAAGGCCAAACACAAUGGGCAAUCUUGCUUUAUAACAAUCUGCCCUGCGGUAACUAAUUCAUUCCUAUAAGAAGUAACUCAAUGUAGCAAGAAAGACAUUAAUUCAUCUUAAUGAUGUAAUCAGCCCUUAAAGGGACCAUCCCCCAACACCACCAUAUUCAGGACCAAGCUUCAGCAUGAGUUUUUAUGGGGACAUACUAUAUAUAUUAAAACCAUAGCAUGUACCAAUAUAUCGGUUUCACAGUUGAACAUAGGUACGGCUCAGAGAAGCUUAGUGAUUGGCACAAGGUCUCUCAGUAAGAAAGUGGCACCAUUAGGGAUUAGAGCUCAUGCCCUCUGAUUCCCUUUGGGGGUUCUCUGUAAAUACAUCAUAUUUUUUUGUGCAGGGCUGUGCUGAAUGAAGUCAGGCCAGUCAUCAGCAAGUCUCUAGGUCUUAGUUCAAAAAAGUCAGUCAGGGCUCAAGGCCCCUCAGUUUAUCAAUAUCCUCCUCUUGAAAGCAGAAGCCUGGUAGCUGCUGGACCUGAAGGAAAGCAGGGAUGGUAAGUGGAGGGGUAGGUUCAACUUGAUGCUGUUGAGCUCAGCUUUCCAGGUAGCCCUCUAGCUAUUACCUGCAUUCCUUGCCCUUGUGCAGGUAAACAGAGAGGAGGUGAAAUAGCCCCAGCUCUGUGUGGCAGAAGGCAAAAUGAAGGGUUUGGGGCUGCAAGACAAUAUUCUAGCUUUCCAAAACAAGGCCUUCCAGCCACAAUUCCAGUCUCAGAGGGGAAUGAGCAGCACAAAUGUAGUCAAAAGACUGUGAUUCUGAGAGAUGUCCCAGUUUAGACCUUUUCUUUUGAUAAAUAUGCAGGUGGCUUCUAGGCUGAUAUCAUGCAUCUCUGGGGAAGUUGGUUUCAAAGGGAGCACAACCAGGACUCUCUGCAUCAACUUUGUGAAUAAAACUUUCCCUUUUCUGGGGAAGAUAGGCUUAGGAUCCUGCAACCAUGAUAUCUGCAUAUCACAAGAACCAUUGUCUCUGAGAGUUGGGCAUAUGAUUAUGGUACUCCUAAUCUUCUAGCUCUGCCAGUCUGCACUAAUUUUUAGUUUUAUCUUAUCUUACCCUGAUUCUGUGCUUGGGAAUGUGCAGCUGGAGUGCCAAGCCAUUUUACAGCACUUGCUUCAGGAAUGUAGAGAACCUGGAGAAGUCUCUUCUUGCCAGGAUAACAGUUGACAUUUCUCUAAGUUGCCGACUAGUUUUCUCAGGGGUCUCAAAUUAGGAAAUGAAUGUUCCUAUCCAGAUGUGCAUGUGAUUCUGCUACACUAGCUCUUUCCACCUUCACUUAUCCAUAUUAAAUCUCACUCUAGGUGGAAGAAAUUAGAACUACAACAAACAGAUAUGUGUCAGGAAGCAGGUGGCAAGAGUUCAGCAUUGAGAGCUUCAACUUCUGCUUCUGAAUCAAUGACUUGAUUUUUGAAUGUCCAGCCCGAGUUUGCUGUAAUUGACGAAUUUGCAAGUGUCAGCGAUUAAGAGCUGGAGCUCUGUAGAGAGACUAUUGAUUCAUAUACUAUCUGAGUGACCUAAUGAUUAUAUGCUACAAUUGUAUACAACUUUGAUGACCCUGAGUAUAUUGUUUAAUUAGAUUUGGGGAGAAUUAAAUAAUCUGUAAACUGUAUAGCACAGUAGGCCUCAACCGAUGUGAGUUUUUUUCUCACCCUUCCCUCUCUUGCCAUCCCUGCCUACACACAACUUUUUGCUUCUAAUCCAGCACUAUAUUUUUUUCUGUCUCUAUUUUUCUGUUCUGUGAACAAGCGGUUUUUCUCUUGGGAUACUCUGGGCUGUGUUCCCCCCUGGAUAUAGCAGUUGAGGAGCCUCUCUUGGAGCAGGAGCGAUUGGACAGCAGCUCCAGCAUGCCCACUAUGGUACAUAGGUAAUUUCAGGUUUCCACUUUUUCCUUGAUGUCCCUGAGAGAUGCCCAUUUCUAUUUUCACAGAGUGCAAGAAGGCAUUGGAAGUAAUAGAAUCUUCUAAAGUUUGGGCCAUGAUGGUUUUCUUGGAAUGAUUUCCUAGCAGAAUACCUUCAGUCCCCUGGGCCUGUUAGCUAUUUCAGGGACAUUUUAAGUGGCUAUUAACAAAAUGUUGAAUUAUGGCUGCAAACUCCUGGGAGCUCAAAUGACAUUCACAUGAAUCACAGGUGAGCUCUGUGCAGUCAAGGCUGCCACAGUGGGCUGAGAUUAAACAAACAGGGGCCAUUGUUCUCCCCAGAGCAAUGAGGCAAGAACACCGUUUCUUAGAGCCUAUGAUUUCAGGCACUGUAGCCCUUAGAUGCAGGACACUGUUCCAGGACACAUAGCUCAUUGCUGCAGGGCAGACAGAUGCUCUCUGGUUUGCAGAGAGCCAUAUUUCAGUUUAACGUCUGCAAGAGUUUACCCACGCUCAGCAUGUCCAGGAAUCUACCAUUCAAUCUCCAGGGUUAUGAGUUGCCCAGCACAUUGAGUCAACAAACAUUUACUGGAUGUUCCCUCUUUCUAGACAUUGUGCUAGGCCCAAGAGAAGUGGAAAAGCAUAAUACCCAGUCUAGGCAUUCAAGGAGCUCACAGUCUCGUGAGGAAGCUAGACAGUAAGCAGAUUACUUUACACGAAAUAACCAGUUUGCCCAAGGUCCAGAGGUAACACAGAGCAGGCUCUGAAAAUUUUUCCAAAAGGAUAUGAGAGCUAAAUUUUAUUUUCUUUUUCUUAAAAAAAAUAGGAAACAAUUUCAAGCAUAUAGAUAUUGCAAAACUAGUUUGAAGAAUUCCUGUUUAUCCCUCACCCAGAAGUUCAAUGGUGGUCCACUAAGGUCCUUCUUGGCUGCAUGAGUCCAUCCAGGACCCACUCCUCGUGCCCAGUUGUCAAGUUUCCCCUGACUCUGCCUUUACUCUCACACAGUUUCUGUCUUUACUCACAUACUGUUUGUUUCAUCUUGCUUUUCAUCCCCUUGAAUUUUUUUUGUAAUUCAAGGCCAGUCAUUUUGCACAAUGAUCUUCUAUUUUGGUUUGUUCAAUGUUUCCUCUUGAUGAGACCAGAUAUGAUUAUUUUUUUGGCUGGAAUUUCACAAAACUGAUGCAGAAUUCUCAUUGUAUCCUACCUGGAGGCAUGCAAUAUCUGUUUGUCCUAAUACUGACAGUGUUAACUUUUAUCAUUUGAUGAAGGUGUGUCUUCUGGGGAGAUACUUUGAGACUAUGUACAAUUCCAUUUAUUACUCCCUCACCCUCUGGUUUUAUCAUCCAUUGGUUUUUCUUGCUUGAAUUAUUACAAUGAUCCUUGCCAAAUGGUGGUUUUCAAAUUCUAUCAUCCUUUCUAUAUGUAUUAGUUGGCUUUCUGAAAUACAGAAGAGCUUUUUCUUUUUUCUCUUUAUUUAUUUAUUUACAUUGGUGUAGACUCAUAGAUGUCUACUUUAUUCAAUGGGUUUUAGUCUGCUAAUAUUAUUAUUUAUUUUGAAACUCGAAUUUUCCCACAUUUGGGAACCCCUUCGGCUCAGCUUUUGUGCUUUUGACAUUUCCUGUAUUUUUUUAAAGUUUCUUUUCUUAUGCAGCUAGACGUUCAGGAUGAUUUUCUUCUUUUCCUUCCUCAGUCCUGUAAUCAGCCAGUUCUCUAACAAACCUUGGUUCAUUUGAAUAGGAAAUGCUAUUUAGAACCAAGAUCCGCGUUGUAGGUAUGCUCAGUACUACUAGGGUUUAGCUGCUUCCAGACCUUCUCAGUGGACAGAGCUAGGUUAUUUACAUCUACAUUUACAACUACAUUUCCAACCGGGAAUUUUCACAGAUGCCACUCGGUCCAGUAUAACAUCACAGGGUUCAUUCUGGCUUUUCCUUUUGUCUGUGUUGGUCCCUGCUUUCUCUAUCAGUAGGAAACUUGUGUACUGUCAUCCUCUGGUUAUUUACUUACCCUCAGUUCUCUGGAAUGGUGCCCGUCUUCCUAUCCCACUGGGCUUCUGCUCUGCUUGGAAGCCCUCUUCUCCUCCUCUCCAGUGCCUUUCUUGUGUGUGUUCUGGCUGCUCCCAGCCUGCUUUUCAUUCAUAUUCAAAUCUCCCCAAUUUGUUCCCAAAACAUGUUUACAGCUUUCUAACUUUUAAAAUUCAGGACCCAUUGAAGAUACAAUCAAGAUUCAUG
Molecule: messenger RNA, 17768 nt
Organism: Callithrix jacchus (white-tufted-ear marmoset)
Lineage: Eukaryota; Metazoa; Chordata; Mammalia; Primates; Cebidae
Source: RefSeq, a predicted model, not a curated record